This is a messenger RNA of Oppiella nova, 179 nucleotides long. NCBI's taxonomy places the organism in Eukaryota, Metazoa, Arthropoda, Arachnida, Sarcoptiformes, Oppiidae. The record is from the annotation of a GenBank genome assembly.
AGGAUAUGGUGGAUAUGGAGGGUAUGGAGGGUAUGGUGGGUACGGUAGAGGCUAUGGAGGUUACGGAGGUGGAUAUGGUGGCGGUUAUGGAGGAUAUGGUGGCUAUGGAUUUGGCCGUUAAAAGACUGGACAUAGACUACAGAUAUAUUACAAAAAAAUUAUAUAAAAGGGCACAAUUA